Molecule: messenger RNA, 2517 nt
Organism: Centruroides sculpturatus (bark scorpion)
Lineage: Eukaryota; Metazoa; Arthropoda; Arachnida; Scorpiones; Buthidae
Product: LIX1-like protein
Exons: 4
Coding region: 487-1383 (298 amino acids)
Biological process (GO): autophagosome maturation
Cellular component (GO): cytoplasm
Source: RefSeq, a predicted model, not a curated record
AUGAAAGAUUUAGAGAGAAACGGGAAGCAGCGAUUCAUUUAGCCGAUUUAGAAACGAAACUAUCCAGCGAUGACGUCAGACGAAAUAUUAAAAGGCGCUUCAAUCAGAGCAUUGUUGUACGUAGCACAGGCUAAGCGAGCAGACGAUGUCAAACUGCCCCAACCGGAAACAGUCUCGACACCAGGCAGAUUUUUUCUUCCUCUCUCGGUACUUCACUCGCGCCACUAACACCACCUAGCGGACGGGCACGGAGGUGUGUGGGGGCGAAACUGUAUCAGACAAUAACAAACAGCCCAUGUGUUUGCAAUGCCGGUGAGCUGUGACAGGUAAGUACGUGUUGCUGCUCGACUGGAAUUAAGCAGAAAGCCACUACCACCUCUCCACUCCGCGUCGGAUUUACAACCCCAAAAUUGGUGUUUGUGUGUGUGACAGUGACAAGUAGAGAAUCGUCCAACCCUUCUCGGGGUACAAGUCGUUGUUUCAUACAUGUUCGUCAUGGAACGUACACAUAUGCGUACCAAGCCUAAGGCAUUGCCUGCACCACCGGCUAGACGCAUUACCAUGUCUGAUUCUGCAUCCGAUGCCCGAGCAAAGACUAUUUUGAAAGAAGCUGUCGAUGCUGUCGUCAACAGUUUUGCCAAGCAUACGCACGGAUACGGUCGAGUGAAUGUGGUGGAAGCCCUUCAAGAGUUCUGGCAAAUGAAGCAAGCAAGAGGAGCGGAUCUCAAAAAUGGUGCCCUUGUUAUUUACGAAUCAGUUCCUUCGUCCAGUCCUCCUUACAUCUGUUAUGUAACGUUACCCGGUGGUAGCUGUUUUGGAAGUUUUCAGAACUGUCCAACUAAAGCUGAAGCUAGGAGGAGUGCUGCAAAAAUAGCGUUGAUGAACUCUGUUUUCAAUGAACAUCCUUCAAGAAGAAUUUCUGAAGAUUUUAUAGAAAAAGCUGUUGCAGAAGCAAAAGCAUCUUUCAAAGGAAAUCCCGAGGAUGCUGACCAAACUAAUAGCGGAAUAGAAGCCUUUCGAUUCAUGUUAGAAGCCAAUAAAGGAAGAACAAUGUUGGAAUUUCAAGAAUUAAUGACUGUUUUCCAGCUUUUACACUGGAACGGUAGUUUGAAAGCAAUGAGAGAGCGACAAUGUUCCAGACAAGAAGUGGUAGCACAUUAUUCUCAUCGCACACUGGACGACGACAUGAGAUCUCAAAUGGCUCUCGAUUGGAUAGCACGAGAACAAGAAACACCAGGAAUUAUAGCUAGAGAAUUAGCAAAUGCAGAAAGGGAAUUAGAAACUGCCCGUUUAGCAGGCAGAGAAUUAAGGUUUCCCAAAGAAAAAAGAGAUAUCUUAAUACUGGGAUGUAGCCAAGUUAAUAGUGUCAAUGGACUAACUUAAAUUAUUAGUCCCUCUUUAAGUUUUUCUGUAUAUAUUGUAAAUAAUUUGAUGUACUGUUACGUCUAGAAUGCUUAUUAUUAUUUUUUUUAUUUUGCUUCAUUUCUAUGGUUUUAUCGCAUCAAAUUCGUUGUAAAUGUAAGAAGUAACCUUCUACAAAUCUGUGAUUUAUAAGCGCGAAAUAUUAAAAAAAAACAUGCGUGAUAUCUUCUAAUAGAUUAUGGUAUUGUUUUAUAAAGGCUUAUAAUUGCGUAACAUUUAGAAAAAAAAUUUAAAAAAUAAAGAAUUUAAUCGUAUCAAAAAUUUAGUCUCUUGUCGCCAUUUUAAAUUAAAUAGUGUGCAAUCAAAUGGCGGUUUACGUGGCUGACUAUCAUCACUGCCUUAUGCUCGAUUCCUAGGGUUUGUUACUUUUGUACAGCUUUUGUGUAUUGAGUUAUAUAAUUAUCCAUUUUUAACAGUUGAAGGAUAGGAGAAUGUGAAAUAGAGCAGAUCUCAUUUUAUUUUAUUUUGCUCCUUAUUCGCCUCCUUCAAUAGCAACAGGCUGUUAAAAAUACUAGAGCCUCCAUGGAAAAUGUUUCCAUAAUUUGGCUCUGGUGUAGAUUAUUAUAUAUAUAUAUAUGUUUAAUUUAAUUAUGAAAGUUUAAGGUAGUGGUAAACUGUAUAUAGAGGUAUUUUUUAUAUAAUUGUUCUUGUGAUUUUAAAUACGUACUGUACAUUUGUGAUUUUGUGGUUUGAAUUUAUAAUUAUGUAUGAAUGUACGAUGUUAAUUAUAUCAAAAAAUAUUAUUUUUUCACCCUAAAAAAAUAAAUAUUUGUACGAAAUAUUGUGAUAAAAGAAUGAAACAACUUCCAUGAUGAACAAAACAUUAUAUAUAUAUAAAUAUUAUUUUUUUUUAAUUCGGCAAUAUAUAUAUAUAUAAUUUUUAUAAGCUUUACAGAAUAAUUUGUGAUGUUAAAUCAAAGUCUUUUUUUACAUUUUUUUUGUCGGUUAUAUUAUUAUUUUUUGUGAUUGUAUUCACGUUUCUGUGAUUGCAGUUGGAGUCAUUGUGUUCAGUUGAUGUUUUAUUUCAAAGAAAAAAAAACAACGCUUAGGAAAGAAUUUGCUAUUUUAUUUUGUAAUUUCUUCUUUAAUAAAAAU